AUGCCAUCUGAUCUUACAGAAACAUCAUCAGCAUCUUCAAUUGUUAUAUCUGAUACAAUAAGUUCGAAUAAUGCAGAUUUAGCUACAAAAGCAACAUGCAAAGUUUGCAAAAGUACAAUACAUGGCAUCAAAGGUGUUACAUCCAAUUAUAAUCGGCAUAUUAAGGAAUUUCAUAAAAGUCAAUAUGAAUUAUGGCAACAACAACUACAAUUCAACAUUUCACCUAGUCAAAAGAAAAUUACUGACACAUUAACUUUUCAAAAGGUUAAGCUUACAACUACGUCCGGCUCAAUGUAUUUGUUUAAUCAUUCUCGUCAGGUUGAAUUAGAAAAAUCCAUUACUGAAGACUUAAUUAUUGAACUUGGUCUUCCAAUUUCACUAGUUGAACCUGCAGCUUUCAUCAGAUUUGUGACUCAUGUUGAUCCUCGAUUGAAUAUGAUAUAUCGACGUACAUUAACUCGAAGAACAUUACCAAAUUUAUAUUCAAAAAAGUUAGACGAAUUAAGAUCAUUUUGCUCAAUGGCUACAUUUAUGUCUCUUACAUUGGAUUUAUGUACAGAUCGAAGACAACGAGCAUUUUUUGCUUCAACAGGUUCGAAUGAUAAUAAAUAA
Messenger RNA from Rotaria sp. Silwood2, 612 nucleotides. Lineage: Eukaryota; Metazoa; Rotifera; Eurotatoria; Philodinida; Philodinidae. The record is from the annotation of a GenBank genome assembly.